Molecule: messenger RNA, 857 nt
Organism: Periophthalmus magnuspinnatus
Lineage: Eukaryota; Metazoa; Chordata; Actinopteri; Gobiiformes; Gobiidae
Gene: tmem254
Product: transmembrane protein 254
Exons: 4
Coding region: 49-420 (123 amino acids)
Source: RefSeq, a predicted model, not a curated record
GACAGUGACACCAGCAGCACGGAGAAGGCAGAUAUAGCAGCAGCAGAGAUGGCUAAAAGCGAUGUAACUAACUACUUCAGGAGGACCAGUCUGCCGUGGAUGAUCUGUAUUACACUAUCUAUGGGCUUUUUCACCUGUACGGUGUAUGCUCCAGAGGUGAUCCCAUAUGAUAAACUGGGUCCGUUUGGCACUUUCACCAGAUACCUGGUGGAUAACCACCCUGAUAUCCUGUAUAAAGGAUGGUGGGCUGCCUCUGGUAUCCAUGUCUUUGAAGCACUGUAUUCACAGAAGGUUUGCAGUAACAAAGGUAUCCACGGCCUGAACGCUCGGCUGCUGUGGUUUGGUCAAACCUUACUGUUUGGAUUCGCGUCUCUUGGCCUCCUCCUGAAGUUUGAUCCUAAACGCCCCAAACACCACUGACUCCCACAGCCAGCACCUCCUACAGAAUAACAGAUAAACUACACUGCACAAACCAGCAACUAUCGCCUCUGCCUUAUGCACUAACACUUACUAGAAAAAAACUGAGCUAAAAAUACACUUUUUAAUAACGUUUCAGCAAAUUCUAUUUCAAGUAUUUUUAUUAUAAUUAUGUUUACAUAAUUUUAAUAGAUUUGAGUACAUUUUCAUCAAUAGUUGUGAAUGCUGAUGUUAAUAUUUGUGCAAUAACAAUGUAUUAAAUGGAAUGGUUUCCAAUGGUUUAAAUGCACUGGUUUUCACUGCUUGCAUUCCACAGUGAUAGAUUUGGGCGCGCUGUGCUAGAGGUGGCCUUUUUAUAUAGAAAAUGAAUUUCUGAAGUGUUUUGAUUUUAUUAGAGUGGAUACUGGUUGGAGUUACAAUAAAACUUUGAAUGUACACUG